This is a messenger RNA of Chrysoperla carnea, 923 nucleotides long. It is a transcript of the gene Josd, whose product is annotated as josephin-1. The transcript has 3 exons. NCBI's taxonomy places the organism in Eukaryota, Metazoa, Arthropoda, Insecta, Neuroptera, Chrysopidae. Gene Ontology annotation, molecular function: cysteine-type deubiquitinase activity. Gene Ontology annotation, biological process: protein deubiquitination. The record is from RefSeq and is a predicted model, not a curated record. The coding region runs from base 56 to 886 and encodes 276 amino acids.
AAUAAAUAAACGAAGUAAAUUAAAUAAUAGUGAUAACAAUGUUAGUGAUCAUAAGAUGACAAAUAAUCGUAGUAAUAAUAGUAUUGUUGUGUAUCAUGAAAAACAGAUUAAAGAAUUAUGUGCAUUACAUGCAUUAAAUAAUUUAUUUCAACGUGCAAAUGCAUUUACAAAACAACAAUUGGAUGAAAUAUGCCAUCAAUUAUCACCGAAUGUAUGGAUCAAUCCACAUAAAUCAUUGUUAGGUUUAGGUAAUUAUGAUAUAAAUGUUAUUAUGAAAGCAUUGCAACUAUAUCAUAAUUAUGAGACUAUAUGGUUCGAUAAGCGAAAAGAUCCGAAUUGUUUAAAUUUAAAUAAUAUAUUUGGUUUUAUAUUAAAUGUACCAACAGAUUAUCGUUUUGGAUUUGUAUUGUUACCAUUAAAACGUCGACACUGGAUUGCAAUUAAACAAAUAAAUGGUUAUUAUUACAAUUUAGAUUCGAAAUUAGAUACGCCAAUGUUUAUUGGACAGAAUGCAGAAUUGAUAACAUAUUUAAAAGAACAAUUGGAAUGUCGUGAUAAAGAAUUGUUUAUAGUUGUGACACAUGAUGUGGAACAAUUACAAAAUUGGCAAUAUCAAUCAACAAAUUCAACAACAGCACAAACACAAGCACAUAUUGUUAAAUUAUCAGAUACAGAACAAUAUGAUGUUGAUGAUGAAAUGAAAUUAAAUGAUGAUAGUGAUUAUAAAGAAUGUGAUAAUGAGAAUGAUGAAGAACGAUCUUUAUGUUGUGUUACAAUGAAUCCAUUGUGUAAUGAUAAUAAUUCUAUAAAUACCAAUUCCAAUUCCAAUACCAGUACCACCAAUGAUAGUAAUAAUGAUCAACAAAGAACUUUUAAACCAUUAUGAUUAACGUUUUAAUUUAUAAUAAUAAUUGUAGGUACUA